ACCUUUCUCUCCGGAUUUCGGCUUUAUCACACUUUUUUUUUCCAGCUCCAGCUUUUUCCUUCUCUCCUACAAUACUCUCACUUCCUACCCCUCCUUGGAUCCCCUCUCCUCUCUUUCCAUGGCGCCCUCUCCAACCUCAGUCUUUCUAGAGAUCACUUAGAGAAGAAAACACCCGUUUGGACCUUUUCCAAGUCCCACCAUCUCGCUGGAAUGGCUAAAGAGGUCGUGGCUAAGAGCCUUCUCUUCUUCUUCCUCUUCUCUCUUCACACUGUUUGCUCUUCAGCAACCAUUGUGGGUUUCUCAUAUGAUGCAAGGGAAGAGAAUCCUGUCGCAAGGUCACUCAUAAAGACACUGUCUUUCCUUCAGAAGAAUGAUGUAUCUCCCUCCCAGUUUAAGGUCUUUUUCACCGACCCAGCAGCUUUCGUAGAUUUACCACCCACCACCAGUAUCUCUGUUGAUCUCUGUUUGGAUCAUCUCGAAGUGAUUAAGCAACUGAAAUCUAAGGCUUCCACCACCUCAUGGCUCAAAACCCAUCUUUUAGACACUCUCCCCUAUCUGAACAUCAGUAAUAUUAUAGUUGGUGGUACCCCAAAAAGCCUAUCUUUACUCCUUUCCACCUUGAACACAAUACAGACUUCUCUCAAGAGCUUUGAUCUUGAUCAAAGCAUAAGGGUCUCAGCCAUGUUUCCCCUCUACACUCUCAAGACCUUGGACAAAUCUAGCAACAAAAAUUUUCUGAAGAUGAUGAACUUUAUAAAGAAUUCCAAAUCUUUUAUUGUGGUGGAGACACUUGUAGAUGGAGAGAUGAGCUUAGGAGAUGGUUUUGUUCAGUCCACUAUCCAAAAGGCUAUUGCUGCUUGCACUUCACUACCUUAUCCUGACAUCCCCAUAGUUUUGAAUGUGAAGGGUUCUGUUGCCCCAAGUGGAGUAGAAAUAGCUGAAUUCACUGAAAGAAUGACAAAAUCUGUUGAUCACCAUGCUCUGAUAAGAGAAAGGAUUUUCGGGGUGUUUGCUGAGAUUUCCCAUGUUAGAGAAUUCGAGCAGAAGAAGCUUAGUUGGGAGGAGGGAUUAGUCUUCCCUUCUUCUCAUAGAGAACUUCUUGAUCAUGAUAAUUGCUCCAUAUCUUCAAACAAAACAACAGUCCAUGAUACACUCACCCCAGUAACAAACCCUGCAACGACACCCAUAACUGUUCCCUCCACGAACCCAGCACCAACAGUUGUCACUGUACCCUCUGCCAAUCCUGUCACAGUUUUUCCCACAAAUCCCACCACUGCACCAAUUACCAUUCCCCCCUUGAAUUCUGUACCUGCACCAUUCACGGUCCCUGCAACGAAUCCUAUGCCAACACCUGUGACGACACCAGUAGUGCCUGUGACAAAUCCUGCUACGACACCCACAACACUUCCUGUCAACCCGCCGGUAACCAACCCUGUGACAACCUAUCCAUAUCCACCAUCUGGGAGCACACCAUCUGUAACAACACCAGUAACAGUGCCAAGCACUGUCCCAGUUUCGCCAACAGUGUCCGGGCAGACUUGGUGUGUGGCCAAGACUGGGGCUUUGGAUGCAGCACUCCAGAUGGCACUGGAUUAUGCUUGCGGGAUUGGAGGAGCAGACUGCUCCACAAUUCAACCGACAGGGAGCUGCUAUAACCCAAACACCCUCCAAGCCCAUGCCUCGUAUGCCUUCAACAGCUACUACCAAAAGAAUCCAGUGCCAACAAGCUGUGAUUUUGGAGGAACCGCGAUGAUUGCUGAUGUUAAUCCAAGUUCAGGGAUGUGCAUGUACCCAUCUUCAAGUUCUGUUUCUGGUUUCAAUCCUGCUUCUACCAGUACUGGUUCGAGUUCUGGUUCCUCGGUUUUGAACACCAAUAACUCAGGUGGCUCUAGUACAGUUUUUGGGUCAGACAACCCUACAGGCGCUACAAGCAAUUCAUUCUCCGUUUCUGCUGGCUGGACCCUCUUAUUGUUUGUGCUGGCCAUAGCCUAUAUCACUGGUAACAUCUAGUAGGGUUUUAGUUUCAGUUAUUGGGCAGGCAGUAGCUACAGCUGUGUACAUCUGGUUGAUAUGUAGAGACGAUUCAGAAGUCUGAUGUGUAUAUGGAUGCAGUAGAUCCUGAUCAUUGUUAAGUAGUGACUAGACCCGAAGUUUUAUUGGUUUGUAUACGUUGAGAGAAUGCCAUUUCACUUUCAGAAACUCUACAGAAUAUUUCCGAAUGUACAAAUGGAUUACAGAGAAACAAAAUAUAACGUGUAGGCCUCUCAAUCAGAAAAAAAAUCUGACUUAGAUCCAAAGAAUGAGCAAUAACGCCGAGACUUGUUUUUCUUUAGUUGACUACUGCUCGACAGAUUACUGUAUCUCAACGUCUCUUCAAGCAUACAAUGAAGAGAGAACGAAUUUAUCUUUUUGUAGGAACAACGAAACACAAUGGAGACAUGGAAAUAACGAGCUUUGGAAAAGAGCUCAGCUCUUCAAAAAGUUCUGCUUGUUUAAUAAAACCAGAAGCACUGUUGCUUCAUAGCCUCAGAUCACUCAGUUCCUUCA
Elaeis guineensis (African oil palm) is the source of this 2547-nucleotide messenger RNA. RefSeq lists its product as uncharacterized. The record is from RefSeq and is a predicted model, not a curated record. NCBI's taxonomy places the organism in Eukaryota, Viridiplantae, Streptophyta, Magnoliopsida, Arecales, Arecaceae.